Messenger RNA from Anneissia japonica, 579 nucleotides. Its product is annotated as inactive rhomboid protein 2-like. Gene Ontology annotation, cellular component: endoplasmic reticulum membrane. Gene Ontology annotation, biological process: regulation of protein secretion; regulation of epidermal growth factor receptor signaling pathway. Lineage: Eukaryota; Metazoa; Echinodermata; Crinoidea; Comatulida; Comatulidae. The record is from RefSeq and is a predicted model, not a curated record. The annotation marks the transcript as partial. Gene Ontology annotation, molecular function: serine-type endopeptidase activity. The transcript is spliced from 4 exons.
AUGUAUUCACCAUGUAUGCGUGAAGAUCAUGUGCUUCGAAUUGAAUUUGCUAAACAAGAAUAUGAUCCACAAGGACCACUUGGAUGUUGUGAGGUAGCAGUGAGAAAUACUGCUGGUACUACUACAGAGGCAGAAUGCAGGCAGUUUACAUAUGGUGUCGGGGUGUGGAGCUUACCAGCGUGUGGUGCAAGGUCAUCUGGCCUCAACUCUGUGGCACAAAAUAUUAGGCCUUGCUGUGUGGGACUAGCUGGAAGAUGUGAAAUGCUCAGUCAUGAACACUGCACUAUUAUUCAUGGAACUUUCCAUCAGCAUGACUAUGAACACUGUAGACAGAUUAAUUGCUUGGAAGAUGUGUGUAAAAUGGAAAUUGGAGUAAAAGCAAACUCAGAAGCUCCAUUUUAUUCAUGGCAUCCAAAUCAGUGGUGGAGAUUUUUCCUGCCAGUCUUCUAUCAUAAUGGAAUAAUCCACCUGCUGCUAGUUGAGAUUGCACAGUGGAUUGUCCUGCGUCCAAUCGAGGGCAUCGCUGGAAGUGUUAGAGUUGCUAUCAUUUACUUCACCUGUGUUUUUGCAGGAAAUUUG